CUAUACUACGUGACAUACGAAUAUUAGUCAGUCGUAGUCAGUUGCUCAGUUUAUACAGUCGGUAUUUUACAGCUAACGAAAAGUAAAGUUAAAAUAUUGUAAUUGUAGAUUGAUUUUAUAAAAUUUAUAGUCUAGGUCAACAAUGCGUUUUUUGAAAUAUCCAAUAAUACCUGCCGGGUUGCAACAAGUUAUUCGAAAUUUUUCAGUAAUGAGUGGAAACUUGGAUUACAAGGCGGCAAAGUCUGUCCACGAUUUUGAAGCUAAAUCUAUUAAAGGAGAAGAUGUACCCCUUGAAAAGUAUAAAGGCCACGUUUGUUUGAUUGUAAACGUCGCCUCAAAGUGUGGACUUACUGCCACAAAUUAUAAAGAACUAAACGAACUCUAUGAUAAAUAUGCUGAGUCUCAUGGUCUCCGCAUUUUAGCAUUCCCAUGCAAUCAAUUCAAUGGUCAAGAGCCUGGUGACAGCGAUGAAAUUUGCAGCUUUGCUGAUCGCCAGAAAGUAAAAUUCGAUUUGUUUGAAAAAAUAGAUGUCAAUGGAGAAACAACCCAUCCACUGUGGAAGUACUUGAAGAAGGAAAAGGGAGGUACUCUUGGAAACUUUAUCAAGUGGAAUUUCACAAAAUUCAUUGUCGACAAAGACGGAAAAGUUGUCGAACGACAUGGACCGAAUGUAGAUCCAAGUAAAUUGGCAUCACAUUUGGAAAAGUACUUUUGAGGAUUCAGUACCUCAACUUAUUCCCAGCGCACGGUUGUAAAAUAAUAUUGCUGCUUAUUCAAAUAAUCAGCACAUCACAGCGUAUGAAUUGUUUUCUAUGCAAAGGAAAUUAUUUUUUCAUUAAAAUUUUCAAAUAAUCUAUAAUCCUUUUACUUAUUCAUUCUUUUUUUUUUCGCUAUGAAUAAUUUACACGCUUCCUCUAGAGUAUCAUGUCUGAUGGAAACAUUAAAGUUAUCGAUUUUGUAAUCAACACCUAAUUAAUUAUAAAUAUAUCCGUGCGUAGGUAUCGAUUCACACGCACUGCAACCAAAUUGGGACUUUGUACUUGUUUAAAUAUCAACAAACAAAAAAAAAAAGAACAAAUAAUGUAUCUAAUAAAUACGAUAAU
Microplitis demolitor is the source of this 1103-nucleotide messenger RNA. RefSeq lists its product as uncharacterized. The transcript has 6 exons. Gene Ontology annotation, molecular function: glutathione peroxidase activity. Lineage: Eukaryota; Metazoa; Arthropoda; Insecta; Hymenoptera; Braconidae. The record is from RefSeq and is a predicted model, not a curated record. Bases 143 to 715 code for a protein of 190 amino acids. Gene Ontology annotation, biological process: response to oxidative stress.